AGUCGUUGAGGCCCCGAUACUGAGCUGUGCUUAAUUGUUGACGAGAGUAUCAAGCUAUCAGCCCAUCCCUAAAAUGAAACCUGUGGUCAUGAUUGCUGCUGCGUGCCUUCUUUUGGCCUUGUUACAACCAGUUGUUUCGAUUAAGUGCUAUACGUGUGUUAGCACAAGUGAGAGUAACUGCAAAGGUGAAGAGACGUCGUGUCCUAAGGCAUAUGAUCGUUGUUUCAAGACGGUCGCUAAAGAUAAUAAAGGAGUUGGAAAAGGUUGCACUGAUGAAAAGACCUGUGAAAAGCUUAAAAAGGCUUGUGAUACCACUGGCUGCGGGUACUUUGGAUGUUGUAAAGGUGAACUCUGUAACGCCGGCUCUGGUCUCAAGUCCAUGUCAGUCCUGAUUGCCUUGGCUAUGAUGAUUGCUUUUGCAGGUCAUUUUUGAUGUAACCACGUCAAACAAUGAUUAAAGCAGCACGUUUCGUAUAAUAACACAUAAAAAGUUUUCUAUUAUAACUUAACAAUUUUGAUUAAAAGUUUGUAAUAGUCUAGUCCUUCAAGAAGCUAGCCUCCUCAAAGUCUCGCUAUGUUAAUUAGACACAAUAGAUUAUUAUGUAUUUUGUAAUCUUUUACCUGUUUGUAAUUUUUUCGAGCAAAGAGCACCAAAUUUGAUAAAAGACAACAAAAUUAAAAGCAAUCAAAUUAAGUGAAAUUCAGCAUAUUUUGCGUAAGAUCAAUAAAUUUCUGCGAAGCCUUACAGCAUUGCA
Exaiptasia diaphana is the source of this 755-nucleotide messenger RNA. RefSeq names its product sperm acrosome membrane-associated protein 4. The coding region runs from base 74 to 433 and encodes 119 amino acids. The record is from RefSeq and is a predicted model, not a curated record. Lineage: Eukaryota; Metazoa; Cnidaria; Anthozoa; Actiniaria; Aiptasiidae. The transcript is spliced from 2 exons.